GUUUCGGUGACCUUCAUCCUCUAUCCCUUACCCACUGCACCUGCUGUCACUGCGAACGCGUACACAUCCUCGUAAUACUUCGAUUAAUUAUCUGCUGGCCCAGAUGACCCAAUCCACCCCCCAUACAUCCUCAUCGCACGGUUCUGAGCCUUCCAAUGCGGCACAAUACACGCCAAACACUGGCAUGCAUAUGGAUCAAUUUCCCUGGCCUCACCCCGCAUACAUUCCUCAUCCAGGCCUCUACUACCCUUACGGUGUGCCUAUUGCGCCGCAUGGUGCCGCUCCUCCAUAUGCACCUGUAGUACCUUCGCCUGAUGUUGGUUCUGGAGUUGCGCAUCACGCGUCCCAAACGGGACAACAUGGUUAUUACCCCCCUGCAGUAGCCGAUGUCACUAAUGUUAGUCAAUACCCACCGCUAACUGAGGCUGCUCCUCCCCCGCAACACCCAUCCGCGCCCCCCCUGUACCAUCAAGCAUUCCCAUCGAGUGUUUCUCCAGGAGCCAUCAUCCCUUACGCUCCACCCACACCCCACCAAGGGUAUCUCCAGCAUCACGGGCCUGGGCUCCCAACGGGCUUUACUCCCUUGUUCACGGGAAACGUCAAAAAACGCAACGUCAAGCGAACCAAAAUAUGGCUCGACAAGAUCAAGGAUGACCCGUUAUUUAAACCCGUGUUAGAUCAAUCUGGUCAACACUACGGGACAUAUGUGUGUUCUAAGGAUGGCAUGGUCAUCCGUCCUGGCAGUUACAAACACCACAUCACGACAGCGAAACAUGUUGGUAACAAAUUAACGCUAUUCAAAUGCCCUCUUUGUCCGAAAACUUAUACCCGACGUGAUGCCUGCAAGAGGCAUUGGGACGAGAGAUGUGGAAAGCUAGCAGCUGACGGCGCUCGGCUAUCAUACAGAGCCGCUUGCCAACGUUUCAUGAGUUCCGCUUCUGCUUCGCCUGAGACCAUGUCGACAGAGGUCACCGAAGACGCCCCAAGCCCUGAUUCUUGUGCGGCUAAUGAGAUACAGGACCUUGCUUUGGUGGCACCCGAGCUUCCCCCAUCUGAAGUACGAGAGAUUACACUCGCAGAGGUCCACGAAAACCUUGCCUUUGGGAGGUGGAUUAAUGGCAUAGAGGACUUUGUGGAUCCUGUCCUUCCCAUCUCCGAACCUCCGUCCUCUCCGUUACCAGAGACCAUGCUCGCAGAGGCUGCCGAAGACCCAGAUGUCUGGAGCCUCGUUAAUGAGAUAGAGGACUUUGUGGAUCCCGAAAUUCCUCUUUGCGAGUCUCCCGCAGACGCCGCUGAAGACCCUGAUUUUUGCAACUUGCCAAUCAGAACCCUUUUGAUAUGUUCUUGGCUAAACAAUUCUUACGAGAGCGCUCUACACCAACGAUCUCCCUCUGAAUUAGCACCUCUCUCUUCUGCCCUCAUCGACCACGAGAUGUAGAGUUUAUUUCAUAUUUCACUUCUUUGCCAACUAUCCAUUAUCCUUUCUAUAUUUCACUCCUUGCUACCGCCUAUUCACGUAUAGCACCACACAUUAUUUCCGUACCCUCAUCGACUAUGAGAUGUAGAGUUCAUUUCAUAUUACACUUCUUUACCAACUAUUCACUAUCCUCUCUAUGUUUCGCUCCUUGCUGUCACCUAUUCACGUAUAGCAUCACAUAUUCUUUUCAUACUCUAUGGGGUAGCGCACUACCUCUCGUUCAUUCUUACCAUU
Molecule: messenger RNA, 1711 nt
Organism: Suillus subalutaceus
Lineage: Eukaryota; Fungi; Basidiomycota; Agaricomycetes; Boletales; Suillaceae
Exons: 4
Coding region: 104-1438 (444 amino acids)
Source: RefSeq, a predicted model, not a curated record